GAUGUACCCCAGGUUUGUGUACUGCCGAGACAUGUCCCUCAAGGCAUGCAGGCGUAUGCUUUGAGCAUUACCGACGCGGCCAUAUUCCACCACAGCUUGGUAAAUAAAUGGGGUUUUAUCUUCGACGUGGCUCGACGUACUUGUCUCGCGUUGCAUCGCCAUGGCCUCUUCUCCAAUACAACCUCUAAGUACCAUCAAACUUCGUGGCCACCGUAGACGCCGGAUUGCCCAGGCACUUUUACAGCUGCAUCGUAAAUUCCUAUCGCUGCCACCCCCUUGGCCAAAAUCAGAUCCUAUCAGAGUCAUCUGCAUUUCCGACACCCACAACAAGCGUCCCGAGCUGCCUCCGGGGGACCUCCUCAUCCACGCCGGAGACCUUACCGAGAACGGAUCCUUUGACGAGGUGCAAGCCAACCUAACAUGGCUGUCAUCACAACCACACCAGUACAAGGUCCUGGUUGCCGGGAACCACGACGUCCUGCUCGACGAGGCGUUCCUCUCCAAAUACCCCGAGCGCCGCUACGGCCAGACGAGGACGAAGGACGACCUGGACUGGGGCGGCGUCAUCUACCUGGAGGACUCCUCCAUCACGCUGAAGUUUGCGCCACACCAGCCACAAACCAGACAGAACGGUCUACGGCCCAAGGACCGGGAAUUAACCAUCUUCGGCAGCCCGUGGACGCCCCAGUACGGCGUCUCGGCGUUCCAGUACCGGUCGGACUCCCAAGACCACUGGGCCGAGAGGUUCGCAGCUGUCGGCGCCAAGCCCGAUAUCGUGGUCACGCAUGGGCCGCCGCGCCUCCACCUGGACGCCCGCGACUUCCACAGGGCGGGGUGUCCGUACCUGGCCGGGGAGGUGGCGAGGGUGCGGCCGAUGCUCCAUGUCUUUGGGCAUAUCCAUGCGUCGUAUGGACGCGAGGACGUCGUCUUGGAUGGCGUGCAGAGGGGUUAUGAGGAGGUGGUCACGGGGUGGGCGGGCUGGGGGACGGUGGUUUGGAUGGCGGUGUUGAUGGUGGGGGCGGUGGUUAGGUGGUUGGUUUGCGGGAUGGGGGAGGUCGGUGUUACUACCUUUGUGAAUGCCUCUUUCGUGGGGGGGCGAGAGAAUGAGCCAAGGAAUGCGCCGAUUGUGGUGGAGUUGUGA
Phialemonium atrogriseum is the source of this 1141-nucleotide messenger RNA. RefSeq names its product phosphoesterase. Gene Ontology annotation, molecular function: hydrolase activity. The transcript has a single exon. The coding region runs from base 161 to 1141 and encodes 326 amino acids. NCBI's taxonomy places the organism in Eukaryota, Fungi, Ascomycota, Sordariomycetes, Cephalothecales, Cephalothecaceae. The record is from RefSeq and is a predicted model, not a curated record.